AUGCCUCCUCCAGAAUCCAACCCAGCACACAUCUACCGCGCGUGCCUUCGCGAAUGCAGCUACCUCCCACUUCCGCAAUGUCGCUCUUACAUGCGCAAAUUCACCAUCGACAAGUUCCGUAGUUUCAUACCGAGACGACCGGGCAAAAAUAGGCCCGGUGCAAAGAACGAUGUGGGAAACGUCCCAGUGCUCGCUCCGGAGAAGGUCACCCAUCUACUCAGGCUAGCGAGGAAAUACGCAGCGGUUCUCCGACGUGCGAACGAUGGACAUACUACUCAGUUGGAGAAAGUCCUGCGGAUGACCUACGGCAGAGUGGGACCCAACAAGUAUAGACUUCUGGCAAAGUUUCUAUAUCCGAGUACAGAUGCUGCUGGUGGGCGUUCAACGCUACUAAUCGAUCGCAAUGGUGGAGAGGAGGAUGGAGCUAAGGUCUCCAAACGGGCUGGUGGUGAUGAUGGACUGGAAGAACUGCUGGAGGACGAUGAAGGCGCUGAAGAUGCCAGCUCAACACCAGAGAAAGACACUUUAUACCCCUCGCUCUACCCUACAGUUUCCACCACCACCACCACCACCACCACCACCACCACCACCUUCACAACCUUCUACAAAGAGGCCGAAGUACCCGAUCCGCCCGUUGAAGAGAAACCUCCCAAAUGGAAACUCGAUGUCCCUCCCCGCCUGCAAGCCCUGCUGGUCUCCCAGUCCAUCGAACAACCUCAUUUUACCCGCGCGGGUUCAUCUCCACGUGUGAGACUGAAGUUCUCCCCGCCGACUCGUACAAUCUGGGGCAAACCCCUCCCCUUCUCGAGGUACAAGAACCAGAGGAUAAAAUGGUACAACCACAAUAUGCAAGCAGCAUUACCUCCUCUAGAAUCAGAGGCAGCAUACUGGGAAGUCCACAAUCUUGUGACGGGAAGGCAGGAAUUCCCGGCUCUUGUCCCGAGAAGGACGCCCGCACGGCUGAGCGCUGAGGAUGAUCUUCGGGCAUUCCUCCAGCAACAAUCCAGCCUGAUUCUCGAAGGUCCCACUGUAGAUACCAGGCUCAAGGAUCUACAGAAGAAUCGACCACAUGAGAUUACGCCACGGUUUCUGCAGAGGAUGCUUUCGCGGGUGGUUUUAAGUCAGACGCCCUUCGUCAAGAAAGCUGCUCCAGGCACAAAGACGGAGGCUGAUAGCGGUCUGGUGUUUUACUGGGACGACGGCAUGUCUCAUCAGCGACAUUCGAGAGAGGUAGAGAGCAUACGCAAGCCAGUCCCGGAGAAACAGGCCGGACUUUUGUUCGCUUGA
Cladophialophora carrionii CBS 160.54 is the source of this 1287-nucleotide messenger RNA. RefSeq lists its product as uncharacterized. NCBI's taxonomy places the organism in Eukaryota, Fungi, Ascomycota, Eurotiomycetes, Chaetothyriales, Herpotrichiellaceae. Bases 1 to 1287 code for a protein of 428 amino acids. The transcript has a single exon. The record is from RefSeq and is a predicted model, not a curated record.